Portunus trituberculatus (swimming crab) is the source of this 1783-nucleotide messenger RNA. Its product is annotated as fidgetin-like protein 1. Lineage: Eukaryota; Metazoa; Arthropoda; Malacostraca; Decapoda; Portunidae. The transcript is spliced from 10 exons. The coding region runs from base 1 to 1590 and encodes 529 amino acids. The record is from RefSeq and is a predicted model, not a curated record. Gene Ontology annotation, molecular function: microtubule severing ATPase activity; ATP binding; ATP hydrolysis activity.
AUGGAAUUUGAUAUCAAGAAGUGUGGAGUGAUGAAUUUUGGGAAGAGCAGUAUGAGACCAGUGUACAGAUAUAAGAUGGGGGAUGAGGAAUUGGAAAUAAAGACUGAAGAGAGAGAUCUGGGAAUAACUGUGAUGGAGGGGCUCUCAUCAGAGGUUCAUGUAAAGAGGAAAUCUGGUGAAGCAUACAAUUUAGUAAGGAACAUAAGAACUGCAUUCUGUUACAUGGAUGAAGAGAUGAUCAAGAAGUUGAUUGUUACAAUGAUUAAGCCCAGGUUGGAGUAUGCAGUGGUACUUUGGUCUCCAAGAAUGGAAAGGGAUAAGAGGAAGCUGGAAUGCAUGCAGAGGGCUGUGACGAAGCUGCUCCAAACCUUGGUGAAUCUGUCUUAUGAGCAGAAACUGGAAAAAUUGAGUCUGCUGACACUAGAAAAAAGAAGGGAGAGAGGAGACCUUAUCACUAUGUAUAGGAUUCUGUCUGGCAUUGAGAAGUUGGACCGUGAUGAUCUGGUGGUCAGGGAUAUGAGAAAUCUUGUUAAUAUCUUUCAGCAAUUCCCUACAAUCUUUGAUGUUCCUUACUACUCUCAAAAGCUUUGCAUCAUUUGCAAAAACAAAUUUAUUGUCCAUUCUGACUCAUGCAGGGAUUACAAUUUACUGUCCCUACUGGAAAAAACAAAAUUAUUUGCAUUUUUUCUCCAGAACAUUGAUGCCAAAAUGGUGGAGAUGAUCAUGAAUGAAAUUAUGGACAGUGGACCAGAUGUGACAUGGGAUGACAUAGCUGGUUUAAAACUAGCUAAAAGCACUAUCAAGGAAAUUGUAGUGUGGCCAAUGCUGCGUCCUGACAUCUUCACUGGACUGCGAGGUCCACCUAAGGGUUUGCUGCUUUUCGGUCCUCCAGGCACAGGGAAGACAAUGAUUGGUAAAUGUAUUGCCUGUCAGAGUGGCUCAACAUUUUUCAGUAUCAGUGCAUCAUCUCUUACCUCUAAGUGGGUAGGUGAAGGAGAGAAGAUGGUGAGAGCUAUGUUUGCUGUGGCAAGGUGCCACCAGCCAGCAGUCAUCUUCAUUGAUGAAAUAGAUUCUCUCCUUACCCAGCGUUCGGACUCGGAACAUGAAAGUUCAAGGCGCAUUAAAACAGAAUUCCUUGUUCAACUCGAUGGAGCUACAACAGAUAAUGAAGAAAGACUGUUAGUAGUGGGAGCAACUAAUCGUCCUCAAGAACUAGAUGAAGCUGCUCGAAGAAGACUAGUCAAGAAACUGUACAUUCCUUUGCCAGAUCAUCAGGCUCGACAACAAAUCACAGAGAAACUGAUGGUAAGCCAGAGCCAUUCAUUAAUGCCAGAUGAUAUUGAUCAUAUCUGUAAGUUGACUGAAGGCUAUUCAGGGGCAGACAUGGCCAACCUGUGUCGGGAAGCUGCACUCGGGCCCAUUCGAUCAAUCAGUUUUGAUGACAUCCAUCAUAUAUCAGUAGAGCAGGUACGGCCCAUAACACUGGAUGACUUUGUGCAGGCCCUGAGCUGCAUUAAAGCCAGUGUGUCUGAUAAGGACCUUCACAUGUAUGUGGAAUGGAAUAAGAAGUUUGGAAUUUCUUCAAGAUAGUAUAGUACUGUUGAUGAAGUUAUUUUUGUUCUGUUAAUGUUCUAACAAUAGGUGAUGUUUCAUUAGAAUAGAGAGGAUUAUCUAAUUUUUUUAAGUGAAUACUAUUUUCUGUAAAUUUUUUAAUGAAUAUGUUAUGUCUAUCAGUCUUGGAUAAUAAGUACAAAUUUCUUACUGAAAAUAAAGAUGGCAAUUA